Molecule: messenger RNA, 938 nt
Organism: Poecilia latipinna (sailfin molly)
Lineage: Eukaryota; Metazoa; Chordata; Actinopteri; Cyprinodontiformes; Poeciliidae
Product: thrombin-like enzyme ancrod-2
Exons: 3
Coding region: 322-741 (139 amino acids)
Biological process (GO): proteolysis
Molecular function (GO): serine-type endopeptidase activity
Source: RefSeq, a predicted model, not a curated record
CAAUUAACUUUACAGCAAAAUAAAGGAUUUUCUUAUUUUAAGUCAAUUCCUUUAUAUUGAUGAAAAAGUUAUUGUUUCAUUGGCUGAUUAUUUAACAUGUAAAAGGGGAAAUGUUUGGAUAUUAGUGAAAUGAUCUGUCAAUGGAACAAGAACUUUUUUCAAGUUUCUUUAGAACGAUGAGAUGUUAAAGUCACUCUGUAUGCAGAUGACGCGCAGAUCGGUGUCUGUCCUGUGAUUGGUGGCUUUCUUUCCAGCAGGAAGUUGUGAACAGUUUAAAAGCUGCUGCAGGACUGCAGACAUUCACAGGAAGCUGGACCAGCAAUGGCUCUGCUGAAGGUUUUGAUGCUGCUGGGGCUGGGUGUUUCAGUGAACUCAGCUGUUUCUCUGCAGAAGAGAAUCAUUGGAGGUAAUGACUGUGACAAAAAGGAGCAUCGUUAUCAUGUACGGCUGGAGAUCGGCAAGGGUACUCAUAGGAGACUGUGUGGAGGAUCUCUGAUCCACCCUCAGUGGAUCCUGACUACAGAUACCUGCUGGAAGGUGGAGACUGGGUGGAUUAAUGCAGCAACAAUAAAAAUUCAUCCACUGACUGCUAAAGAAAGAGUUCCCAGAAUCCAAAAGAAACCUGCGAUUUAUGCUCCCGAAGGCUGGCGGCAUGACAUCAUGUUGCUGAAGCUUCGGAAACCAGUAACGGGUGUCCCACCUGUUCCACUACCAGACUGCAGUAAACGCCCUAAAGUGUAAGUCUUUCUCUGAUCAUAAACAUGACUUCAUGUUUUCUGUCUCCAGUCCUGCUGCCUCUGCUUCAGCACACCUGAGUCAGGUAAUCAGGCCACCAGCAGAACCAGAACCAGUUUAGCUCAGGUGUGUUGGACCAGAGACACGUGUAAAGGACACAGGACACUGAGGACAGGAGGAGGACACUCCUGUGUCAGUGGAUG